Anolis carolinensis (green anole) is the source of this 4814-nucleotide messenger RNA. Its product is annotated as zinc finger protein 665-like. The record is from RefSeq and is a predicted model, not a curated record. NCBI's taxonomy places the organism in Eukaryota, Metazoa, Chordata, Lepidosauria, Squamata, Anolidae. The coding region runs from base 2038 to 4725 and encodes 895 amino acids. Gene Ontology annotation, molecular function: RNA polymerase II cis-regulatory region sequence-specific DNA binding; DNA-binding transcription factor activity, RNA polymerase II-specific. Gene Ontology annotation, biological process: regulation of transcription by RNA polymerase II. The transcript has 5 exons.
CUCACAUGUUGUGGACUCCACUUUGAAGCCCCAUUUCUUAAGGUUGGUUCUGUAUCUCGUGGUGCCAGAUCCCAGUCUGUUCAGUGCCUUCCAAGUUUUCUGUGUGCCCAGGAGGGAGUUUCUCAUCUGGCCUCAGCCACUGAUUGAGGUUGCGGGUUUUAGCCUGCCACUUUUGGACUCUCGCUUGCUGAGGUGUUCCUGCGAGUAUCUCUGUAGAUCUUAGAGAACUAUUUCUUGAUUUAAGGCAUUGUGUGCUGGCUGAUAUCUAAACAGGGGAUGGGCUAGAGAUGUCAACGCCUUGGUCCUUUCAUUGCUGGCUGCUUCUUUCCGUUGGAUGUCAGGUGGUGCAAUGCUGGCAAAUCAGUAUAAUUUCUCCAGUGGUGUGGGGCGUAGAAAUCCUGUGACAAUGCAGCAUGUCUCAUUAAGAGCCACAUCCUCUAUUUUAAUGUGAUGAGAUGUAUUCCACACUAGACAUGCGUAUUCAGCAGCAGAGUAGCCAAGCACAAGAGCAGAUGUCUUCACUUGUUUAAUUGUGAUCCCCAGGUUGUGCCAGUCAGCUUUCGUAUGAUAUUAUUUCUAGCGCUGACUUUUUGCUUGAUAGUCAAGCAGUGCUUCUCGUAAGUCAAAGUACGGUCCAGGAUUACUCCCAAGUAUUUUGGUGUGUUGUAAUGCUCCAGUGGGACUUCUUCCCAGGGAAUCCUCAGAGCUUGAGGUUCAGUUUCCACAGGGUUUGGAUUCUUGAGUUCAGAUGAUCCAAUCCAUGAGGCGACUGAACUUCUGUAAUAGAGGUGAAUUUUAAAAAGCGUUUCUUUGUUGUUGUUUUAUCAGGAAUGACAAUUUAAAAAAGUUUCUUUCUGAACAAACUGGCUUUUUUUGAUGAAAAUAAGACAGAUGGCAAAAAGAGGUUUCAGACUGGACAAGAUUAAUGGCCAGGUAUAUAAAUGAUUAGCUUGGCUACCUGGCGUUGCCUGGGUUAUUUGCAAAAGUCGAUUUUUAAUUGUACAAAAUGCCUAAGGUUGUGGGUGAACUACAACUUACAUUAUGCCAGGUGAACCCCGAAAACUCCAUCAAUACCUAAAAUGUGUUAUGUUGGGCAAGUUUCCUCGAGAUGCAUCAUCGGUGAGGUUCAGUGUGCUCUCUGGCUGUAGGAUAAGCUACAAUUCCCACUAUGGUGUGUCAGUCCCCUCAAACCCCCUCCAGUAGGUUGAGUUAGUCAUGGGGGUUCUGUGUACGAAGUUUGGUCCAGUUCUAUCAUCGGCGGAGGUCACCCUUUCUCUGGUUGUGGGUGAACUACAACUCCCAGAAAGGAAGAUCAGUUCCCCCCAAACCCUGCUGUACUCACAGACCAAUGUUAUAUCUUCCACAGGAGCCUUUUCUUUGUAGUAAAAUAAUAGAGUAGCACUAUUUACAACCACAAGGUUUCUAUACCACAAAUAAGCAAACAUAUACAGUAGAGUCUCACUUAUCCAACACUCGCUUAUCCAAUGUUCUGGAUUAUCCAAUGCAUUUUUGUAGUCAAUGUUUUCAAUACAUCGUGAUAUUUUGGUGCUAAAUUCAUAAAUACAGUAAUCACUACAUAGCAUUACUGCGUAUUGAACUACUAUUUUCUACCAAAUUUGUUGUCUAACAUGAUGUUUUGGUGCUUCAUUUGUAAAAUCAUAACCUAAUUUGAUGUUUAAUAGGCUUUUCCUUAAUGCCUCCUUAUUAUCCAACAUAUUCGCUUUUCCAACAUUCUGCCGGCCCAUUUAUGUUGGAUAAGUGAGACUCUACUGUAGUACCUUUAAACGCAGCGGCCUUCACACACGGGAGCUUUAAACACAAGGCUUCUCUCAGACUGAGGUUUACCUCACACUGACGGAGGAGUUCCCUCACUGAGGCAAAAUACCUCUAACAGGCUUUGGCCUACUCACUCUUUCAGUGCUUGAUUCACACUUUUGUAAUCAAAAAUACCCAGUUAAUAUUUAAUAUUUGUGACAAGGACCUCAGUUUGGGAACUGCUGCUUUAAGUUAUCCGAACCCUCUCCUGUUCCUGGGGAAAUGCCUCGAAAGCAGCAUCUCCCCGUGUCUUAUGGAGGGGGCUUUUGCUCUGUGGCUUCCAAAGAGUUAAAGCAAAGAAGUGGAUUCCUAGAGGGGAAGUCAGUGGCCAAUGUUAAGCCUCCUGCAGGCGAGGUCCCUCCUCUUCUGGCCAUGUGGGAAUCUUCCUGGAGGAGGAGGAGUGAGUGGGUGAGCCUUGCAGGGCUUGUGGAGGAGGAGAGAGUGUGCCUUCCCAAGAGGGAGAUGGCUCUUCUGCCCAGGCUGGAGCCUGGCUGCAAGGACACAGGGCAGGUGGGAAAGCAAGAAGCCUCAGACCCUGAGCCAAGCACGGACCCUCCUGCCUUUCCUGCUGGGAAUGGAGGGCAGUUCUGGGAAGGAGGCCUUGUGGGGAAGGGGCCGCGGGGAGACAGCCCACCUUCAGAGGCAGCGCCAAGCCAGAGCUUCAGGCAGUUCACCUACAAGGAGACUUUGGGGCCCCGAGAGGUUUGCAGCCGCCUCCACUCUCUCUGCCGCCUGUGGCUGAAGCCUGAGGAACAUACAAAAGCGGAGAUGCUGGACCUGGUGCUCCUGGAGCAGUUCCUGGCCGUCCUUCCUGCGGAGAUGGAGCUCUGGGUGAGGGAAUGUGGGGCAGAGACCAGUUCCCAGGCCGUGGCUUUGGCUGAAGGAUUCCUCCUGAGUCGGGCAGAAGAGGAGACGGAGAAGGAGCAACAGGCGGCGGACUUGUGUGCAGAAGUGGCCAUUGCAUUAGAAAGGCCUCCCUCCACCUGCAGCCAGAUGCUGGAUUGCGCAGGACAAAGGGAACCUCCCAGAUCCACAAGAGGGGAAUCAGAACCAACACAUACUGGCUUACCAUUUCCUUUUGAUGUACUCAGCACGAAUUCUGUGACACCACAUCAGGUGACUUUCCAAGAAGUGGCUGUGUCUUUCAGUGAGGAGGAGUGGGCCCUGCUGGAUCCGGACCAAAGGGCCUUGCAUCAACAAGUCAUGAAGGAAAAUGUGGAGACUGUGUCCUCUCUAACAACUCAAAGAGAAGGGGAAUCAGCUCAAUACUGGGAUUGUGGAGAGAAGGAGGACCCGGGCCUCUCUGGUCAGCAAGCAACGUACACUAAGAGGAAGCCCUUUAUGUGCUUGGAGUGCGGGAAAUGUUUAAGUCAUAAGAAAAGUAUUGCUCGUCAUCAAGCAACUCACACCGGAGAGAAAAAGUUCAAAUGCGGGGAGUGUGGAAAGGGCUUCAUUCAGAAGGCGAGCCUCACUUCUCAUCAAACUAUUCAUACUGGGGAAAAGCCAUUUAAAUGCUUGGAGUGUGGAAAGAGUUUCACUCAGAAGAUAGGCCUGACUCGUCAUUUAGCAAUUCAUACUGGGGAGAAGCCAUAUACAUGCUUGGAGUGUGGAAAGGGCUUCAUUCACAAGGUAAGCCUCACCUAUCAUCAAGCUACUCAUACUGGGGAGAAGCCAUUUAAAUGCUUGGAGUGUGGGAAGAGCUUCAUUCAGAAGAUAAACCUGACUCGUCAUGAAACAAUCCAUACUGGGGAGAAGCCAUACGCAUGCUUGGAGUGUGGAAAGAGUUUCACUCAGAAGACAGGCCUCACCGAUCAUCAAGCUACUCAUACUGGGGAGAAGCCAUUUAAAUGCCUGGAGUGCGGAAAGCGUUUCACUCAGAAGAGAAGGCUUAUCUAUCAUCAAGCAAUUCAUACUGGGGAGAAGCCAUUUAAAUGUUUGGAGUGUGGAAAGUCUUUUAUUCAGAAGGGAAAUCUCACUUCUCACCAAAGAAUUCACUCAGGAGAGAAACCCUUUAAAUGCUUGGAGUGCGGAAAGAGCUUCCGUGUAAAGGGAUGCUUUGCUUCUCACCAGACCAUUCACACAGGGAAAAAACCCUUUCAAUGCUUGGAGUGUGGGAGAUCUUUUACAGACAAACAAGGUCUAAUUGCUCAUCAAGCAACACAUUCUGGGCAAAAGCCAUUCAAAUGCUUGGAUUGUGGAAAGGGCUUCGCACGGAAGUCAAAUCUCACCCAACAUCAAAGAAUCCACACUGGGGAAAAACCAUUUAAAUGCUUGGAGUGCGGAAAGAGCUUCAGCCAGAAGGCAUGCUUUGCCUCUCACCAGAGCAUUCACACAGGGAAGAAACCCUUUCAGUGCUUGGAAUGCGAAAGCUCUUUUACAGAAAAACGAGGUCUAAUUGCUCAUCAAGCAACACAUUCUGGAGAAAAGCCAUUCAAAUGCUUGGAUUGUGGAAAGGACUUUGCUCGGAAGAUAAUCCUCAAAGAACAUAAAAGAAUCCACUCUGGCGAAAAGCCAUUCAAAUGCUUGGAUUGUGGGAAGGGCUUCACAUGGAAGGCAAGCCUCAGAGAACACCAAACAAUCCACUCUGGAGAAAAACCGUUUAAAUGCUUGGAGUGCAAAAGCUCUUUUACAGAGAAAAGAUGUCUAGUUGCUCAUCAAGCAACACACUCUGGGGAAAAGCCAUUCAAAUGCUUGGAUUGUGGGAAGGGCUUUGCAUGGAAGGCAGGCCUCACACAGCAUCAAAAAAUCCACUCUGGGGAUAAACCGUUUCAGUGUUUGGAGUGUGGAAGAUGUUUCAGACUGAAGCAAACCCUACAUCUUCAUCAAGUGACACACACGGGGGCAAGAACCCUUCAAAUGUCCGGAGUGCGGAAAGAGCUUUUGCCAGAAGAAACACCUCCCUUAUUUUAAGAUGUCCGCUGUGGGUUAAGUGGAUAGCUAGGACCUGCUAACUUUUCUAUAUUGUUAUGUUCUUUGAAUAAAGUCUUUGUAAGCUUGAA